CAAAAGUUUCGACUCUCUUUGCAUCAUGUGAAGGCCUACUUUGUGUCUUCCCACCAAAGCCACGGACUAUCAUGAUUUGUAAUGAGAACAAUGGCUCUGAGUAAAAUGGAGGAUACGGGAGACUCUCUCGUCACAUCACUUCAGAGUAGCGAGGGAUGGGGUUUUGAGGGGGGAUCUUCCGGAGAUCACUCCAACGACAUCCGCCACAAGACGGGCUCAGUCGCCUUCCAAAAUGCCUUACACGAUCUGCAGAGGGAACAGGAGAGGUAUAAUGAGGAAGACGAAUCUGACAGUGGGAUCCAAGAUAACCCUGAUUCAUCUGCCGGGACGCAACCAACCACCAAGAAAUCAAUUCAGGAGACUUUGAGUUCACACUGGACCACUGGGUCAGCGCCACAUCCUCCAAUCGCGCCCAGGCCAAAACAAACGCAUCGUAAGUCCACGACGCGACGCCCCGAUUCCUUAAACGUCACUUCUUCUCAGGUUGCAGCUAGUCAUCCUAAACCAAAGUUGGAUCUGUCAUUCAGGGAAACGGCGAGCGAUGGCGGAUUCACCAAUAAGAGCCAUCUACCCAAACUCCGGAAAUCCCCCAAAUCACUCUCACAUGAAAACGUCACGACCAAGCCAGCCGGGAAAGUCACUGCUUCCCCGGCCACUUCGCCGAAACUCCUCCGUAGAAAAUCUCUUGGAGUUGUGAGUCCCUCAUCCGCUCGACGACGCUUCAGCGCGUACGACGAACCUAUGGGUUUAUUAUCCGAUAACUACACUCGUCGACUCCAGCGAGUGGGAGCUGCAACCCAUGCUUCCGUUCCCUCACCGAGUAGCACCAGUAGAUCCGAUCAAUCUAAUCUCCGACGGUACUCUUCUGUCAACCUGCCUCCAAUCGCCGGUGCGACUCAGCGGCGGCAUAGCAGUGUCAUCCCAGCCCUGGUUAGCCCCAAUGAGCCCGCCAGACACACGGGGCCCUUGUCUUCCAACAUCCUGGCUCACACCUUCGGCGGCCAAGGCGGUAGGGGAGCUUUAAGCAUGGCCAGGGAGCGCCGUGUCUCACAAGCAGUCGAUGAACUCUUGCAUAUAGAGGAGGUCAGACGGGCUAGCGAGAUGCGGAGUUUGGUGGCGUCUACUCAACCGGGACAGGCUGGGAGGGGUUCCCAGUCUCAUGACCUUGGCGACAUGCUGCAAGGACUGAAAGAUUGUAGGUACCUAAGAGGCUCUACCAACGAGGAGGAAUUUGUGUAAAUCGAAACGAGUAACAUUCACACGAAUAUGGGGUUAGACAUUGUCCAACAUAAAUGUUUAGAGGCCUCUCCAAUUAUGGACGCGUGCACAAACAUGCAUCAUGGUGCUUUUUGCCCACUUUCGAGAGCCCAUAUAGGGCGCGAAGUACUCACGAUUCUUUUUAGUCUAAAAGUUCACAAAACCAUAGCGUCUUC
Molecule: messenger RNA, 1433 nt
Organism: Patiria miniata (bat star)
Lineage: Eukaryota; Metazoa; Echinodermata; Asteroidea; Valvatida; Asterinidae
Exons: 1
Coding region: 82-1239 (385 amino acids)
Source: RefSeq, a predicted model, not a curated record